AUGAACUGGCUGUUCCCGCUCGCCAAGGGCGGCGCCGCCCCCGCCUCCGCCGCGCCGCCCGCGCGCACCGGCCUCCAGCAGCAGCGGCAGCGCCAGGUCGAGUCCCUGCGCGCCGCGCACGCCUCCAUUGCAGAAAUACAGAAAGAUGUGGAAUAUCGACUGCCAUUCACUGUAAACAACUUGACAAUUAACAUUAACAUUUUGCUUCCACCUCAGUUUCCUCAGGAAAAGCCAGUCAUCAGUGUUUUCCCACCUGUGAGACAUCAUUUAAUGGACAAGCAGGGGGUAUAUGUGACCGGUCCAUUAAUAAGUAAUUUUACAAUGCAUUCAGAUCUUGGAAAAAUUAUUCAGAGUUUACUGGAUGAGUUUUGGAAGAAUCCUCCAGUUCUAGCUCCUAGCUCAACGUCAUUUCCAUACCUUUACAACAAACCAGCUGGAAUGCCUCCUUUUGCUCCUCAGGGGUUUCCAUUUCUCCCUCCAUAUCCACCUCAAGAAAACAGGACAAUGGCACCCAUGCCCAUUUCUGAAUCAGUUCCUUCAAGCUACACUACAGACAAGCCUGCUGCUCCCUCCUAUGGCUUGAUUGCCGAUCUGCCGCUGCCUGUCCCCACAGCAGAGGUGGUGCUGCAGGUUGGCCAGAAUGGAUUUACAUACAAGAUGCCUGAUAUUCCUGAUACCUUUCCAGAGCUCUCAGAACUAAGUAUAUCACAGCUGACCAGUAUGAAUGAGCAAGAGGAGGUGUUACUGGAACAGUUUGUGACUCUUCCACAGCUGAAGCAAGUCAUUACUGACAGAGAUGAGUUGGUGAAAAGCAUUGAAGAGCUGGCAAAAAAAAACCUGUUGCUGGAGCCUAGUCUUGAAGCAAAAAGACAGACAGUGUUGGAUAAAUAUGAGCAACUCACGCAAAUGAAAGCAGCCUUUGAAAAAAAGAUGCAAAGACAGCAUGAACUUAGUGAGAGUUGCAGUCCAAGUGCUCUGCAGGCCAGACUUAAAGUAGCUGCUCAUGAAGCUGAAGAGGAGUCUGAUACUAUUGCAGAAGACUUCUUGGAAGGCAAAACAGAGAUAGAUGACUUUCUUAGUAGUUUCAUGGAAAAGAGAACGCUCUGCCACUGCAGACGAGCCAAAGAGGAGAAACUUCAACAGGCAAUAGCAAUGCACAGCCAAUUUCAUGCUCCACUAUAGACUUCCUGCAAACUACACCUGCCAAGAGAACGAAUGAAAACCCCAAUAAAGCACACUUUUUAAUAACUAUUAUUUGCAAAUAAGCAUUUCAUCUUAUCUGGUUGUAUUUAUAGAAGAGAUUGUAUACAGAGUUGGGAUGGUUUUUGUACAAAUUAGAAUGUCUCUUUAUAUUCUCAUUGUACUCAAGAAUCCUUCUAUUGCAAUCUUUGCAUUAAUUUCUUGUAUUUAUUGUUGAUAGUUAUAAUAUUUAAGUUCCCUGCUGCUAUACUCCAUUGUUCAGAGAUUAAAUAUCUAAACAUGUAAUUUUGACUAGCUUUUUACAUUUUUAUAAAAACAUAAUUCAUAUCUUUUGUAUUUUGAAUUUUAACCAUAGAUUUGGCUUAAUCUGUGGAAGACUUUAAGUGAUAGGACUCUGGAAACUAAAAAAAAUCUUAAUGGAGAUUGCCACUGGAUUCACAAGCUGUCUUUUCUUGAAGCCAAAAUAUUAAAGAACAAAUUUUUUUACUUCUAAGUAAUAAUAGAAAACUAAGUAUAGCUUGUAUUGUGUUUUGGAUGAGUAGAUUGGGGAUUAAGCAAAGGAUGUGUUGGAAAAAAAUUAUACUGGAAUCAAAAUAGAAUAAAUGAUAUCUGCAUAGAUUUGUUAUGUUGCUUAGUAGCACUGAUGCACUGAUUUCAAGAGUGGUUUGGUACCUACCACUAAUUAAACACAAUUUUCAUCUAACAAGUUCAUUUUCUUUUUUUUGUUCAUAAAGGAAUAAUAAGCAGGUCACCUUCUUGUUUCUGUUUUGUGCAAGAUAAAUAACUUCAUCAUGUGAGGAACUCAGAAAUGGUUUACAAAAACUACUUCUGAAGUUCUUUGGAAAACAGUUAUUUUUUACUAAUGUAAAGAAACUAAUUUGGUUGUAAUUGUCAUGUGGUAAGGCAAGUGAUUGGAUUUGGAAGUGAAACUCAAUUCUGUGCUUUCAUCAAUGAAUCUUGCCUCUGGUAAGCUGACAGUCUGGGGUGGGGUAUAUCUGGUGAGAAUGGGUAGGACCAAAUGCAGUGUUCUGUAGGAGGAAAAUACAGGUCCUAAAUAUCCAUGUAUUUUCUCGUGCUGUUGCAAGACACAUUCUUUUUCUUAACCUUCUCAAUGCCUCAGGUUUUCAUCGAGACAGUCAAGGAGGAGGAGUAGAAGGAAUGCUACAAUUUUGAGAGUUGUAAGUAGGAUAAAGUGCUGAUUAAGCAAUGUAUCAGAAAUCCUGCUUCUUUCUUGUCAGGAAGCAGUCUGGAGAUAAACCUCUUAGCCAAGACUCUACCUGUGUGUUACCUAGAUAGGAUCACAGAACAUGGCAGGCUCUAAUCUCAGACCACAGUCCAAGCAUGUGCUUUUCUAUAUCACUGAUCUUCAGUCCUAAACUUGAUAUUCUGCUAGCAAACUGUGAUAUUUCUUCUGAAUGAAGGAAAAUCGUGGAAGUGCAAAAAGUCUGUUCCACAGGCUAGUGGGUCUUCAGUCUCAGCUCUGCCGUUCGUUACACUUUUGUGAUUGUCAUAAGCUGUUCCUUCUCAGGGUGAGUAGACUAUUCACUGCUAUUUUAUAGGACAUAUUUUAAAGCUGAUCCAAAUUCUGAGAUCAGAUGUCCCAAAAAAAUAGAUCUGUGGUCCAAAUCAAACAUACUUCGGUGUCUGAAAAAAAAUCAGCACUUUAUAAAUGGAAUGCUUAAGCAAUAAUUUUAGAGGUUCUUAUUAAAAAAAAUGUGCUGCCUGUAUAUUGGCAUAGCACUCCUGCUAAUGUGUUAACUAAAGCCUUAGGUUAUGUAAACAUCUAAGUGGUUCUGAACUUGUGUCUGAGUAGUGUGAUUUCUGCAGCUCUGAAGAGUUAGGUGUAAGUCAUCACUGUAACCUUCUUGGCAAAAUCCCAUCUAAUUUUGUGCUGAGUUGUUUCUGAUCUGUUUCUGACAAUCUAGUUAACUCUCAAGACUACACACAAUCCUGUGCAGAGCUGGUUUUUUGUUGUUUCUUGUGAACAGAGACAGGCAUGGAUGACCAGACAUCUGGUGUUCUUGCUGUAUUGGGCUAGUAUCUUCUUUAUACGUUUUAUAACAGGAUUUGCUAGUACAAGUUCUGAACUCUUCAGCUUUUCCUCUUAUGUUACUUUAGUAAGCAAAUUUUCAAAUUGGGAAGUUCUCCAUGGAGUCUUUCUGAUGGUAGUGGAGUAGAAUCUACAAGAAAAUGUCACUGUGUAUUGCAAGUUCAGUGUUUGUCGUUCAGGGAUUUCAAAGUUAAGUUCUUUUUUCUCCCUUUCUAUUCUCUGAUGUCAUUGUUACUGUUCUUUGGAUAUUUUUCCUUUUUUUAGCCCCUUCUGCUGUCACAAACCCAUCCUCCAGAAAAGAAGCACAGAAGUCUCUGUAUUCAAUGAUGAUGUAUUCUGGAUUAGCUGCAGGAAUGCUGUCACAUCCAAGAAUAUCCAACCUGUUUAUGUUCUUUAAGGGUCUACCUGACGCUGGUUGGAGUGGGAUUUUUUUGUUAUUGUUGUUUUGUUUUUCUUUUGUUUUAGUCCUACAUUGGUUGUGCCUUCCCUGGUCUGCUUUCACCAGAAGACUAGGUAGAACACUGAUAACACUCUCUCUGUCAGAGUUAGGGAUGGUAGCUGGUAGCAUGCUGGUAGCCCACUGUUAAACACAUUCUUUACCUCAAUUUUUGCCAAAAUAUGAAGCAUAGGUGUAAGUCCAGUUUCCCACAAAGUGUAAGAGAAUGGCGAGUGCUGUUAGAUGCAUAUUCUAAUGGUUUUUGAAAUAUGUCGAGAGCUUUUAAGCAAUCUGGAAUAAAAGGCUCUGUACAAUGACUUGUUUCUUGGGAGCUUUGCACAUUGUCAUGCUCAGAUGUUCUCCCAGUGGGAAAGCCAACUCAACGAACAAGAAAUUCAAGAGUAAGAAGAUGGCUCAGCUCUGAUGUUGCAGUUGUUUGCAGAGGGGAGUGUACAUUCUUUGUUGUAACUGCUGAUUGAGUCUGGGGUUUGCCUAAUUUUAAUACCUGAUCGUACUGCUAAAUCACAGAAUGUGUCAGGUUGGAAAGGUUCACACUGAGUCAUUUGGUCAAACCACCCUGCUGAAGCAGUCAUCCUAGAGAACAUGGGACAGGAUUGUGCCAAGAUGGUUCUUGAAUAUCUCAGUGCAGGUGACUCCACAGUCUCUCUGGACAACUGUUCCAGCUCUCAGUCACCCACACAGUGAAAAACUUCCUCAUAAUUGGGUGGAACUUCCCAGGCAUCAGUUUCUGCCAUUUGCCUCUUGUGGUAUUGUUCAGCACCACAAAGAAAAGCCUGGCUCCACCCUCUUGACACCCUUCCUUUGGAUACUUACAGACAUUGAUGGGGUCUCCUCUCAGUCUUCACUGGCCUAAACAGCCCAGCUCCCUCAGCCUCUUAAGUGAUGUGAUCCACUUAUCAUUGUUGCCCUCUGCUGGCAUGGCUCCAGGAGCUCCAUGCCUUCCUUGUUCUGAGGAACCCAGAACUUCCCCAGGUGCAGGGCCCUGCAUUUGCUCUUGUUGAAUUUCAGAAGGUUCCUCUCUGUCCAUCCCUCCACUCCAAUGAGAUCCUUCUGAAGGGCUGAAAGCACUCUGGGGUAUUGGCUGCUCCUCCCAGCUGGGUGUCUGAAUUUGCUGAGAGGCACUAUACCAGCCACCACUGCAACCAAGAGACUGGACAGUCAGUUCUGAGCAGCAUGAACUAUAAUUCUGUUUGUUCUUUACAUUCUCGGCAGCUUUGCCACUUAGGAGCUGGACCAGAUGUGGAAGUUAGAAAUUUUAUACAUGUCCAAGUUCUAACUACUCCCUUCAAAUACUAGAAUAAAUUUUUAUAAAAUAGAGAUUUAAGAGACCUUCAGGUAAAACUCAGUUAAAACUUUGGCAACAAAGUCAAGUAUCAGAGCCUUAACUAUUCUGAACAGUAAAUACUGUAAUGUGCUAAACUUACAAAUAAAGGCUUUAGGGUUUUAAUAUGUCUUGUAUAACUUACAGACACAGUUGGGCAUUGCAGGACUUUUUGAGUGGAUAUAGAAUUGUGUUGGAAGUGGAUCCAGUACAAUACUCAAGGACAAACUUUUUAUCUUCAUGUGCAGUGGUUUGAGCUUUUCCUGUUCAACCAUUUAAACAGCAGUAAUUCUUGGAGCUACCUUUACUAAAAUGGGCUUUAAAAACCUGUAUUUUGUCCCUGGGUUUUGAAAAUGCCUUGUUUUUGUCAGAUACCUGUAGACAUCACAUUUCUAUGCAGUAAUAAGCUAUAAAGAGAGCCUAUAUUUCAAUAACAAGGGAAUACCUCAAUAUAAAGAACUGUGUUCUUUAGUCUUCAGAAACAGAAUUAAUUUAUCUGAAUAAC
Molecule: messenger RNA, 5533 nt
Organism: Melospiza georgiana
Lineage: Eukaryota; Metazoa; Chordata; Aves; Passeriformes; Passerellidae
Gene: VPS37A
Product: VPS37A subunit of ESCRT-I
Exons: 12
Coding region: 1-1182 (393 amino acids)
Biological process (GO): protein targeting to vacuole; protein targeting to membrane; ubiquitin-dependent protein catabolic process via the multivesicular body sorting pathway
Cellular component (GO): ESCRT I complex
Source: RefSeq, a predicted model, not a curated record